Molecule: messenger RNA, 543 nt
Organism: Suillus subalutaceus
Lineage: Eukaryota; Fungi; Basidiomycota; Agaricomycetes; Boletales; Suillaceae
Product: LSM-domain-containing protein
Exons: 3
Coding region: 74-370 (98 amino acids)
Biological process (GO): maturation of SSU-rRNA; mRNA splicing, via spliceosome
Cellular component (GO): P-body; U6 snRNP; nucleolus
Molecular function (GO): RNA binding
Source: RefSeq, a predicted model, not a curated record
GAACUACUAUCACCACCAGCGCGAAAACCAAACAAGUCCAAAUCCCUGACUUGACUUGGACUUGACUUUCAUCAUGGACGAGUCAACGCCUCCACCGCCAGAUAUCGACGCAUACCCACCCCCACCACCUCCAUCAGCACCAACAGGAACACCAACUGAUUUCUUGAAAGGCGUGGUCGGGAAAAAGGUCAUCGUGCGUCUUACAUCAGGCGUCGAUUAUCGAGGCGUUCUUUCGUGUCUAGAUGGAUAUAUGAACAUCGCUUUAGAGCAGACUGAGGAGCAUGUCAAUGGUGUAGUCACAAAUCGAUACGGGGACGCGUUUAUUCGCGGGAAUAAUGUAUUGUACAUUUCCGCUGCAGAACCGCUAUGAUCAAUAACGUUGUACUGUAUGAGCAUCGCCAAAAUGCACGAGAGUAAUAUACGACUUUUUCAUGUAAGGACGUGACUUUAUUCGAUCUGUGUUCCCAGGAUUUUAUUUCUGCACAUCAUUUGAUGAAGGAUCUAUGGGCGGAUCUGCGCAGUGCACGUCUCGUCGUUGUAGUG